Anisakis simplex (herring worm) is the source of this 123-nucleotide messenger RNA. The record is from the annotation of a GenBank genome assembly. NCBI's taxonomy places the organism in Eukaryota, Metazoa, Nematoda, Chromadorea, Rhabditida, Anisakidae.
AUGUACGAGAUUGUCAAAUCUGAGAGAGAUUCAGCGCAGCAAUCACUUCAUGAAGCGCGGAAGAAUUUCUCUGAAUUCCAAGCGGAUUUUCAGAAAGAAGUAAAAAGUGAUUUCGAUAAGAAG